This is a messenger RNA of Cucumis melo (muskmelon), 2496 nucleotides long. Its product is annotated as probable 1-deoxy-D-xylulose-5-phosphate synthase 2, chloroplastic. Lineage: Eukaryota; Viridiplantae; Streptophyta; Magnoliopsida; Cucurbitales; Cucurbitaceae. The record is from RefSeq and is a predicted model, not a curated record. Gene Ontology annotation, biological process: terpenoid biosynthetic process. Bases 43 to 2217 code for a protein of 724 amino acids. The transcript is spliced from 7 exons. Gene Ontology annotation, molecular function: 1-deoxy-D-xylulose-5-phosphate synthase activity.
CAUUAAACUAACUAAUUCAUUCAAGUUGUUAUUGUGAUUAAAAUGUCUUCCCACCUUCUCACAAAUUCUUUUCUUCCUCUGCUCUCAUCUAAACCCACAAAAUCGUCUACUACUACUACUACUACUAAUAAUAAUAAUAAUAAUAUUAAGCAAUCGUUUUAUGUUGCUGAUUGUUGUGGGGAUGAAGAGAGGCUGCAUUCAAUGACGGUCAAGAUGAGCCAUGGUGGAGGAGGAGUGAAGGCUUUGAAAUUCACGGGAGACAAGCCAUCCACUCCCAUUUUGGAUACCAUCAACUAUCCAAUCCACAUGAAAAAUCUUUCCGUCGAAGAGCUUCAAGAAUUGUCCGACGAGAUUCGAGAAGAAAUCGUUUACACGGUUUCCAAGACGGGUGGUCACCUGAGUUCGAGCUUGGGUGUGGCGGAGCUGACGGUGGCACUUCACCAUGUGUUUGCCACCCCUGAAGACAAGAUUAUUUGGGAUGUGGGUCAUCAGGCGUAUGCACAUAAGAUGUUGACGGGGAGAAGGGGGAGGAUGCAUACAAUCCGCCAAACCUUCGGCCUAGCCGGUUUUCCCAAGAGAGAAGAGAGUGUUCAUGAUGCAUUUGGUGUCGGCCAUAGUUCUACCAGCAUUUCUGCUGGUUUAGGGAUGGCAGUAGGUAGAGACAUACUAGGGAAAAACAACCACGUAGUAUCGGUGAUAGGCGACGGAGCGAUGACCGGGGGAAUGGCUUACGAGGCACUUAACAACGCAGGCUAUCUAGACUCAAACCUCAUCAUAAUUUUAAACGAUAACAGACAAGUUUCAUUACCAACCGCCACCAUCGACGGUCCAGCUGCGCCGGUGGGUGCUCUAAGCAAGGCACUAACAAAGCUCCAAGCGAGUAAAAAGCUUCGACAACUAAGGGAGGCAGCUAAGGCAGUGACAAAACAGAUGGGAGGUGAGACGCAUGGAAUUGCAGCAAAAGUAGAGCAUUGUGUGAGAGGAAUGGUGGGAGGAACAGGGGCAUCGCUAUUUGAAGAGCUUGGAAUAUAUUAUAUAGGUCCGGUGGAUGGGCAUAAUGUGGAAGAUCUCGUGUAUAUAUUGAAGCAAGUUAAGGCUAUGCCGGCCCCUGGGCCUGUUCUCAUUCAUGUUAUUACUGAGAAAGGCAAAGGAUACCCUCCUGCGGAGAUUGCUGCCGACAAAAUGCACGGAGUGGUGAAUUUCGAUCCGAAGUCAGGGAAACAAAUGAAGAAGAAGACCGAAACUCUUUCUUAUACUCAAUACUUUGCUGAUUCAUUGAUAGCAGAGGCAGAGAGAGAUGACAAAAUCGUAGCAAUUCAUGCCGCCAUGGGAGGUGGAACUGGUCUCAACUAUUUCCAGAAACGAUUCCCCGAUCGUUGCUUCGACGUUGGCAUCGCCGAGCAACAUGCUGUUACCUUUGCUGCUGGCCUCGCCACCGAAGGCCUCAAACCUUUCUGUGCUAUUUACUCUUCCUUUCUACAAAGAGCCUAUGAUCAGGUAGCUCAUGAUGUAGAUCUUCAAAAGCUUCCAGUAAGGUUUGCAAUAGACAGAGCAGGGCUAGUUGGAGCAGAUGGCCCAACUCAUUGCGGAGCAUUUGACACAACUUUCAUGGCAUGUUUACCAAAUAUGGUGGUGAUGGCUCCUUCAAAUGAGGAAGAGCUAAUGAACAUGGUGGCCACGGCGGCCGCCAUCGACGACAGACCCAGCUGCUUUAGGUACCCAAGAGGAAAUGGCAUUGGCUCUGUUCUUCCCCUUAACAACAAAGGCACUCCAUUGGAGGUGGGGAAGGGAAGGAUCUUAAGAGAAGGAAACAGAGUGGCCAUUUUGGGGUAUGGAACAAUUGUACAAAGCUGCUUGGCUGCGGCGAACGUGCUACAAGAGUACGGUAUUCAAAUAACAGUAGCCGAUGCGCGAUUUUGCAAGCCGUUAGAUGGAGAAUUGGUGAAGCAAUUGGCAAGACAACAUGAGAUACUCCUCACUGUUGAAGAAGGAUCCAUUGGAGGCUUUAGCUCUCAUGUUUCUCACUUUCUUGGAUUGAAUGGAUUGCUGGACGGGAAGCUCAAGUGGAGGGCAUUAGUACUUCCUGAUAGGUACAUUGACCAUGGAUCACAGAAAGAUCAAACCCAAGAAGCAGGAUUGAGUUGGAAGGAUAUAGCAGCAACUGUUUUAUCACUAAUAGGAAAAGGCAAAGAUUGCUUUCAACUUGUGAAUUUAUAAAUAUUGUUCAAGGAUUUAUGAGUAAUGGCCUUGUUGUUGAUCCAUAUCGUUGGUUGUAUUUGUAGUUAAAAUUAUGUACAUAACAAUAAAUUUUUGUUUAGGAAUAUAUUGGAUAAGGGUUAAUUAGAAUACUAAAAUUUGGUAGUUAGGAGGUUUUGGCCCAAACCCUCAAAUAGGUUUCAACACUAAUUGGGCUUCAAUUGUUAGUCUAUCCAUGCCUGUAAUUGUAAGAUAAGUUUGAAAUAUCAUAAUAGAUAUAAGAAAAAUCAUUAGGUGUCA